CACAUGAACUGAGCAAAUCUCUGCCACCUACAAGCAAACAUGGACAACCCGGUGUCCCCCGCCGCAGACAAGAGGCUGCGCUUCAUAGAAGAAUAUGUCCUGAAAACCCUGAAGAUGAAGACGGACCGCUGGCAGAAAUGUCUGUCCACCGAGGAGAACAAGGCCAUCUUCCAGGAGUUCCUGGAGAAGGCGGAUCAGAUGGUGCUGGUGGUGGCCCUCAACCCGGCCGGGCUGCUGGUCCCCCUGCUAGAGUUCCCCAACUCCAUGAAGAAUAAAGGCGUGUAUUUCCUGAAGAAGACCAACGCCUUCCUCAGCCCCGAUUCCAUGAAGAGCAAUUUAAUCUACGGGGAUCUUUCCUACGCGCCCCUGGAUCACUUCUCCGCGUUGGUGGAAGAGGUCAUCGUCCCAGUCCUGGCCAAUGAGAAGAACCAUCAGAACUGGCCGCUGGUCGUGUCCCAGGACGUCAUGCGUCACGUCAACGACCUGAAAAGCAGCACCUUUGUAAUGGUUGGUCAGGUGCGGGGGAAGACGUUGCUGCCGCUGCCUUCGGGGUCCGAGAGUUUGGAGUACAUCGAGUACGAGAGCGAGAAGAACGACAACCUGGACAAGACGAUCGUUCACGCCAUUGAGUCGGCCAUCAUUCACUGGAGCCAUCAGGUUCGUGGGGUGCUGAAGAGCGAAUCCUCUGAUCAACUAUUACUAGGGAAGAAUCCAAACCCCAACGUGGAGCUCGAUUUCUGGAAAAACAGAUAUGCAGACCUGGAAUGUAUCUACAAUCAGCUCAAGACCAGGAAGGUGCGCAAGAUGGCUGAGCUUCUGGAGAGAGUGGAGAGCAGCUACUUCCCGGCGUUCAAGGCCUUGUUCAGGGAUGUCGUGGCAGCCCUGUCAGAAGCUCAGGAUAUUAAUCUCUAUCUGAAGCCCCUCCAGCGACAUUUUGAAGAAAUAGAAAACGUUGAAUUCAACGAGGUGAAGCCGAUGAUUGUCCCUCUCAUGCACGUGUUGUGCCUGGUGUGGGCUCAGUCCAAAUAUUACAACACCCCUGCGCGGAUUAUCGUCCUGAUGCAGGAGGUCUGCAACCUGUUCAUCCAGCAGGCUCGCAACUACCUAAACCCAGAAGAAUUGCUGAAAGGGGAAAUGGAAGAAAGUGUGGGCCGAGUCCAGGAGGUCCUCUCCGUCCUGCGGUUCCUGAUGAACACAUUUGAAGAGAGCAGAGAAAAGCUGCCGAGCUACUUCAAAAACGGACAAGAAGUGAAGACGUGGGAUUUCUCCUCCAUACUUGUGUUCGCCAGACUGGAAUGCUUCAUAAAGAGACUGGAAACCAUUGAAGAUUUACUUCUCACGGCCCUGGAUAUGAUGAAACUGGAGAAAAUCGAGUUUGGGGGCAUCAGAGGGAAAGUUCUCAGUGGGACAGUGGCUGACUUGUACCAGGAGUUCCAAGACACAUAUAAAGUGUUCUCUGAGAGAACAUACGACUGCCUGGACAUAGAGAGCAAGGAAUUUGAAGACGAUGUCUCAGAUUUCCAACUGAAUGUUGAGGACAUGGACCGGAAGCUGGGGACGGUGUUCUGCCUGGGGUUUGAUGACACCUCCGGCCUGGAGCAUGCGUUUCGGCUGCUGGAUAUGUUCGGAAGCCUCCUGGACAGGCCCAUCAUCGCACGGGAUGUGUUUGAUAAGUACCCGCUCCUCAUCACUAUGUUUGAGGAAGAACUGGACACCGACAAAGCCAUCUAUGACAGGCACAUGCUGGAGGUGAUGGAGCAAGGAUAUCCACAGAUAAACAAGAACAUGCCUGCCGUCUCCGGGAAUCUGAACUGGGCUAAAGAGCUGAGAGAGAGGCUGCAGACGCCAUACAGCAACUUCAGCCACAUCACGCACCCGUGCAUGGAGUCUGAGGACGGGAGCAGGAUGAAGCAGAAGUACGAGGAGAUGAUGGCUCUCCUGGACCAGUACAUAGAGAAGCUGUAUGAAGAAUGGUGCCAGACGGUGUCAGAGAAAUCUCAGUAUAACCUCAUGCGGCCUCUCAUUUCACGCGAUGACGGCUCCAGGCUCAUCAACGUCAAUUUUGACCCGCAGCUGGUGUCUGUGCUGCGAGAAGUGAAAUACCUGCAAACACUUCACAUGGAAACCAUACCAAAGGAGGCCGAAGACAUCUUCUCUUCCAAAGAGUCCUACAGACAGUACACUGCAAACCUGGAACUGACCACCAACUGGUACAACAAGGUUAUAAGCUCCAUCCUAGAGGUGGAGUUCCCCCUGGUGGAAGGGCAGCUCAAGGACAUAGAUAUCCGCUUAAAAUCAGCAGAAGAUACCUUAAACUGGAAAGCACACGGAGUCUGGGAUUAUAUCCAGCAAGUUAGAGAUAGCGUCCACGACCUGGAGAGAAGGGUGCAGAAGGCCCGAGACAACGUGGAGGAAAUUCAGUCCAUCAUGAAGACCUGGGUGCUGCCCAUAUUUGAGAGGAAAGAUGGCAAGAAAGACACUCUCCUUAACUUGGAUGAUCGGAGCGAGCGCCUGGAGAAGAGAUAUAACCUCAUCCGGGAAUCUGGCAGCAAAAUUCACCAACUAGUGCAGGAGAACAUGGAGCUCUUCUCCGCAGACCCCAACUCUGACGUGUGGAAAGCUUAUGUCGAUUACAUAGAUGAGACGGUUCUUGACGGCUUCUUCAAUGCUAUUGAAUGCUCCCUGAAGUUCAUCCUGGAUAACAUGGAUGCCAAGGCCGCCCUUGCUCCCUUAUUUGAAGUACAGUUGGACCUGGUAGUCCCAGACAUGGUCUUCCGACCUUCCUUGGAUCUUGGAACCAGCGAUAGCUUGUACGACAUCAUAGAAGGCCUCAUCAAUGAUAUCUACAAAACUUCCUCUUUGGUCCCUCGGCUCUCAAAGACAAGCACUUUCCCAAAUUACCAAGCAGACAUGGAAGACAUGGCGGACUUGGCAGACAUGCGUAACUUCCUCAUGGAAAGUGUUCAGAACAUAAUGUCCAUGUGCGCUGAAUAUCGAAACUCCUUCGACCAUUACGCCUACCUGUACGUGGAUGACCGCAAGGAGUUCAUGCGCCAGUUCCUCCUCUACGGCCACGUACUGACCCCCGAGGAGAUAGAAGCUCAUUCUGAAGAUGGGGUCCCAGAGACACCCCCCACCUUACUGCAGUUCAGAAAACAGAUAGACUCAUAUGAGAAGAUCUAUGAAGAGGUCAACCAGAUGGAGCCGGUCAAUGUCUUUGAUUGUUGGAUGAGGGUGGAUGCCCAUCCCUUCAAAUCUGCCCUUCUUAAUGUCAUCAAGAGGUGGAGUCUGAUGUUCAAGCAGCAUCUUAUUGACCACGUAACAAACAGUUUGGCCGAUCUAGAGGAGUUCAUCAAGGUGGCAGAACAUGGGUUAAGUAAGCAACUGAAUGAAGGAGACUACAAUGGUCUGGUGGAAAUAAUGGGUCACUUAAUGGCUGUGAAGGAUCGUCAGAGCAGCACUGAUGAGUUGUUUGAACCCUUGAGGCAGACUAUAGAGCUCCUGAAGGUCUAUGAGCAGGAGCUCCCUGACGAAGUCUAUAAACAACUGGAGGAACUUCCAGAGAAGUGGAACAAUAUUAAGAAGAUGGCCAUUACCGUAAAGCAACAUGUUGCACCGCUGCAAGACAAUGAAGUGUCACUUCUCCGCCGAAGCUGUGCUACCUUUGAUGUUAAGCAACACCAUUUCAGAGAGAGGUUCCGCAAGGAAGCUCCCUUCAGAUUUGACAGCAUCUCUCCAUACCAGACACUUAACCUCAAACAUAUGGAAAUACAAAAAAUGGAGGCCACCAUGGCCUCAACAUAUGAGUCCGCAGCCUUAUUUGAAGUCAACGUUCCAGACUACAAGCAAUUGAAGCAAUGUAGGAAGGAAGUCUGUAUGCUCAAGGAGCUCUGGGACAUGAUCACCCUGGUGACAUCCAGUAUGAAUGACUGGCAAACAACCAGAUGGAGAGAGAUCAACGUGGAGAACAUGGAUCUGGAGUGUAAGAAGUUUGCAAAGGACAUCCGAAACCUGGACAAGGAUAUGAGGGCAUGGGAUGCUUUCGGAGGGCUUGACAACCAAGUGAAAAACAUAUUGACGUCUUUAAGGGCCGUGGCAGAACUUCAGAAUCCAGCCAUCCGCGAGAGACACUGGAGUCAACUCAUGCAAGCCACCGGCGUCCGCUUCACUAUGGACGAAGACACCACUCUUGCCGACCUACUAAAACUCAACCUCCAUAACUUUGAGGAUGAAGUACGUGGCAUUGUGGACAAAGCUGUGAAAGAGAUGGGCAUGGAGAAGGUGCUGAAGGAGCUCGAUACCACCUGGAGUGGAAUGAACUUUCAGUACGAACCUCACCCCAGGACAAAAGUGCCCUUGAUCAAAUCAGACGAGGAGCUUAUUGAGACCUUGGAAGACAAUCAAGUUCAGCUCCAGAAUCUGAUGACCUCCAAGUACAUUGCCUUCUUCUUAGAAGAAGUGUCAGACUGGCAGAAGAAGCUGUCAACGGCUGAUUCUGUCAUCUCCAUCUGGUUUGAAGUUCAGCGCACCUGGUCUCAUCUAGAGAGCAUUUUCAUAGGUUCAGAUGACAUUCGAGCACAACUUCCUGAGGACUCCAAGAGAUUCGAAGGCAUUGACACAGAUUUCAAAGAGUUGGCUCAAGACGCUAACGGGACUCCGAACGUCGUGGAGGCCACCAACAAGCCAGGGCUGUACGACAAGCUGGAGGAUAUUCAAGGAAGGUUGUCUCUAUGUGAAAAAGCUUUGGCGGAAUACCUGGACACCAAGAGGCUGGCGUUCCCCAGAUUUUACUUCAUAUCCUCUGCAGAUUUACUGGACAUCUUGUCAAAUGGAACCAAUCCACAACUUGUCAUGCGCCAUCUGUCCAAACUGUUCGACAAUAUGGCACAGAUGAAAUUCAAAGAUGCAGAGUCCAAGACCGGCCUCGGCAUGUACAGCAAGGAGGACGAAUACGUCACAUUCAACGAGCCUUGUGACUGCAGCGGCCAGGUGGAAACCUGGCUGAACCGGGUGCUGGACUCCAUGAGAGCCACCGUCAGGCAUGAAAUGACCGAAGCCGUCACUGCGUAUGAGGAGAAGCCCAGGGAACAAUGGCUGUUUGACUAUCCCGCUCAGGUGGCGCUUACCUGCACUCAGAUUUGGUGGACCACUGAGGUUGGCAUCUCCUUUUCCCGUCUGGAGGAAGGCUAUGAGAACGCCAUGAAGGAGUAUUACAAGAAACAAGUCCACCAGCUGAACACCCUCAUCACUAUGCUGAUCGGCCAACUGUCCAAGGGGGACAGGCAGAAAAUCAUGACCAUCUGUACCAUCGACGUUCACGCCCGAGACGUGGUCUCUAAGAUAAUUGCACAGAAGGUUGACAAUGCUCAGGCUUUCGUGUGGCUGUCGCAGCUCCGGCACCGCUGGGACGAUGACAAGAAGCAUUGCUUUGCCAACAUCUGUGACGCCCAGUUCCUCUACUCUUAUGAGUAUCUUGGCAACACUCCCCGGCUUGUUAUCACUCCUCUUACAGACAGAUGUUAUAUCACAUUGACCCAAUCCCUUCAUCUCACCAUGAGUGGAGCACCUGCAGGACCAGCUGGUACUGGUAAGACCGAAACCACCAAAGACUUGGGCCGAGCACUUGGCAUCAUGGUGUACGUCUUCAACUGCUCUGAACAGAUGGACUACAAGUCCUGCGGAAACAUCUACAAGGGGCUCGCGCAGACAGGGGCCUGGGGUUGCUUUGACGAGUUCAACCGAAUCUCAGUGGAGGUCUUGUCUGUGGUUGCGGUGCAGGUGAAGUGCAUACAAGACGCUAUCAGGGACAAGAAAAAGAGAUUCAACUUCCUGGGAGAGGAGAUCAAUCUGAUUCCUGCCGUAGGGAUCUUCAUCACUAUGAAUCCAGGCUACGCCGGCCGUACCGAGCUCCCAGAAAAUCUCAAGGCUCUGUUUAGGCCCUGUGCGAUGGUGGUCCCUGACUUUGAACUGAUCUGUGAGAUCAUGCUGGUGGCAGAAGGAUUCAUUGAAGCCAGGCUGCUGGCCCGGAAGUUUAUCACCCUCUACCAGCUCUGCAAGGAACUAUUGUCUAAGCAGGACCACUACGACUGGGGUCUGAGAGCUAUCAAAUCUGUGUUGGUGGUAGCGGGCUCCCUGAAGAGAGGAGACCCCGACCGCCCGGAAGACCAGGUCCUCAUGAGAGCCCUGCGCGACUUCAACAUUCCCAAGAUUGUCACUGACGACAUGCCCGUCUUCAUGGGCCUGAUUGGAGAUCUCUUCCCAGCGCUGGAUGUGCCCAGGAAGAGGGAUAUGGAGUUCGAGUCAUUCGUAAAGCAGGCGGUUUUGGACCUGAAAUUGCAGGCAGAAGACAACUUUGUACUGAAGAUUGUCCAGCUGGAAGAGUUGCUCGCUGUUCGCCAUUCCGUGUUCAUCGUAGGCAACGCAGGAACCGGGAAAUCUCAAGUGCUGAAGUCCCUAAACAAGACCUACCAGAUCAUGAAGAGACGUCCAGUGUGGACCGACCUGAAUCCCAAAGCUGUCACCAAUGACGAGCUGUUCGGCAUUAUAAAUCCGUCCACCCGCGAGUGGAAAGACGGGCUGUUUUCCUCAGUCAUGCGUGAACUGGCCAACAUUACACAUGAUGGACCCAAGUGGAUCGUUCUUGAUGGAGAUAUUGAUCCAAUGUGGAUUGAGUCCUUGAAUACAGUCAUGGAUGAUAAUAAGGUUUUAACUCUGGCCAGUAACGAGCGAAUCCCCCUGAAUCCCACCAUGAGGCUGGUGUUUGAGAUUAGUCACCUGAGGACCGCCACCCCGGCCACAGUCUCCAGAGCAGGGAUCCUGUACAUUAACCCCGCAGACCUGGGCUGGAACCCCCCAGUCACCAGCUGGAUCGACAAGCGGGGGGUGCAGUCUGAGAGAGCCAACCUGACCAUACUGUUCGACAAGUAUCUGCCUGUGUGCUUAGACACCCUCAGAACCAGAUUCAAGAAGAUUAUCCCGAUUCCGGAGCAGAGCAUGGUCCAGAUGUUGUGUUACCUGCUAGAAUGUCUCCUGACCAAGGAGAACACCCCCUCUGACUGCCCCAAGGAGCUCUACGAGCUGUACUUUGUCUUUGCCGCCGUGUGGGCCUUUGGAGGAGCCAUGUUCCAGGAUCAGCUGAUUGACUACAGAGUGGAGUUCAGUAAAUGGUGGCUCACAGAAUUCAAGACCAUCAAGUUCCCUUCGCAGGGCACCAUCUUCGACUACUACAUCGACCCGGAGACCAAGAAGUUUGAGCCGUGGUCGAAACUUAUCCCCAAGUUUGAGUUUGAUCCAGACAUGCCCUUACAGGCUUGUUUGGUUCACACCACUGAGACCAUCCGAGUCCGCUACUUCAUGGACAAACUUCUGGAGAACAAGAGGCCUGUAAUGCUGGUGGGCAACGCAGGCACUGGGAAAUCCGUACUGGUAGGAGAGAAGUUAUCAUCUCUGGACCCUGAUGAGUAUCUAAUCAAGAAUGUUCCCUUCAACUACUACACCACGUCCGCCAUGCUGCAAGCCAUCCUAGAGAAGCCAUUGGAGAAGAAAUCCGGUCGGAACUACGGGCCCCCGGGAACCAAGAAACUUAUCUACUUUAUUGAUGAUAUGAACAUGCCGGAGGUGGACACGUAUGGCACCGUGCAGCCGCACACACUGAUCCGACAACACAUGGACUAUGGCCACUGGUACGACCGGGCCAAGCUGGCCAUGAAGGAGAUAAUGAACGUCCAGUACGUGUCCUGUAUGAACCCCACCUCCGGCAGCUUCACCAUCAACCCCCGGCUGCAGAGACAUUUCAGUGUGUUUGCGCUGUCCUUCCCUGGCACGGAUGCCCUCUCUACCAUCUACAGCACCAUCCUGACUCAACACCUGAAGGUGGGCAACUUCCCUGCCCCCCUGCAGAAGAGCACGCAGCAGCUGAUCAGCCUAGCGCUGUCCCUGCACCAGAAAGUCACCUCCACCUUCCUGCCCACUGCCAUCAAGUUCCACUACAUCUUCAACCUGCGAGACCUGUCCAACAUCUUCCAGGGCAUCUUGUUCUCCACUCCGGACUGCCUGAAAACUCCCCAGGACCUGGUGAAGCUUUACCUGCACGAGUCUAACCGUGUGUAUCGGGAUAAAAUGGUGGAAGAGAAGGACUUUGAUGUGUUUGAUAAGAUACAGACGGACAUGGUGAAGAAGUUCUACGACGACAUAGAUGAAACGCUGGAACAAGCAAAGUCCAUGAACAUGUUUUGCCAUUUUGCCAAUGGUGUUGGAGAACCCAAAUACAUGCCGGUCCAGUCCUGGCAGACGCUGAGCAAGAUCCUGGUGGACGCUCUGGACAACCACAACGAGAUCAAUGCGGCAAUGAACCUGGUGCUGUUUGAGGACGCCAUGAGUCACAUUUGCAGAAUCAACCGCAUUCUGGAGUCCCCAAGGGGAAAUGCUCUGCUGGUCGGAGUCGGAGGCAGCGGAAAGCAGAGUCUGACAAGACUGGCAGCCUAUAUCAGCUCCUUGGAGGUCUUCCAGAUCACGCUCAGAAAAGGCUACGGCAUCCCGGAUCUCAAGGCUGACCUGGCAAGCCAAUAUAUUAAAACCGGAGUGAAGAAUGUGGGGACAGUUUUCCUUAUGACUGACGCCCAGGUGGCCGAUGAAAAGUUCCUUGUGCUGGUCAACGACUUGCUGGCAUCGGGUGAGAUCCCAGACCUGUUUCCAGAUGAUGAAGUGGAAAACAUUAUCGGAAGUGUCAGGAAUGAAGUGAAGAGCCAAGGCUUGCUGGAUACCAGAGAAAACUGCUGGAAAUUCUUCAUCGACAGAGUCCGGAGGCAGCUGAAAGUUGCUCUGUGUUUCUCCCCUGUUGGUAACAAGCUACGUGUUCGAAGCAGAAAAUUCCCUGCAGUGGUAAACUGCACCGCAAUCGAUUGGUUCCAUGAGUGGCCACAGGAGGCGCUAGAGUCCGUCAGCCUGCGUUUCCUCCAAGAAACGGAGAAUAUUGAGGGACCCGUCAAGGAAUCCAUAAGUAAAUUCAUGGCCUAUGUGCACACCAGUGUGAACGACAUGUCCAAGUCCUACCUGAGCAACGAACGCCGCUACAAUUACACCACCCCCAAGUCUUUUCUGGAACAGAUCAAGCUGUACCAGAACCUGCUGUGUAAGAAACGCAAGGAUCUUUCUGCCAAGAUGGAGCGUCUGGAGAACGGACUGGAGAAGUUGAGCAGCACGUCAGCCCAGGUGGACGACCUGAAAGCCAAACUAGCGGCACAAGAGGUGGAGCUGAAACAAAAGAACGAGGAUGCGGAUAAACUCAUCCAGGUGGUCGGGGUGGAGACCGAGAAGGUGGGUAAGGAGAAAGCGGUGGCUGACGAGGAGGAAAAGAAAGUGGCCGUUAUAGCGGAGGAGGUCGGGAAGAAACAGAAGGAAUGCGAGACGGAUCUGGCCAAAGCAGAACCAGCUUUAGUGGCUGCUCAAGAAGCCCUGAACACCCUCAAUAGGAACAAUCUGACAGAGCUGAAGUCUUUUGGUGCCCCACCUUCAGCUGUCACCAACGUCACAGCAGCGGUCAUGGUCCUCACAGCCCCAGGUGGUAGAAUCCCAAAAGACAGGAGCUGGAAGGCUGCCAGAGUGGUCAUGGGAAAAGUGGAUGGCUUUUUAGACUCCUUAAUAAACUUCAAUAAGGAGAAUAUUCAUGAAAACUGUAUAAAAGCCAUUCAGCCCUACAUGCACGACCCAGAGUUCAACCCAGAAUUCAUUUCUUCCAAAUCCCUCGCUGCCGCUGGGCUCUGCUCCUGGGUUAUCAACAUUGUCAAGUUCUAUGAGGUAUACUGUGAGGUGGAGCCAAAACGCCAAGCUCUGAACAAGGCAAACGCUGAACUAGCAGCUGCAGAGGAGAAACUGUCCAGUAUCAAAGCCAAAAUUGCCCUUCUGAAUGAAAAUCUCGCCAAACUGACGGCAAAGUUUGAGAAGGCCACGGCAGACAAGCUGAAAUGCCAACAGGAAGCUGACAGCACUGCUCUCACCAUCUCUCUCGCCAACCGUCUGGUCGGGGGACUCGCCUCGGAGAACGUCAGAUGGGCUGAAGCUGUCAGGAACUUCAAGCUCCAGGAGAGCACCCUGUGUGGAGACGUCCUCCUCAUCACCGCCUUUGUCUCCUACUUCGGCUACUUCACCAAGAGAUACCGACAAGAACUGAUGGACAAGACGUGGAGGCCGUACCUCGGGCAGCUGAAAGUCCCGAUCCCAGUGACUGAGGCUUUGGACCCGCUGACCAUGCUGACCGACGAUGCAGAUAUUGCAGCCUGGCAAAACGAAGGUCUUCCAGCUGAUCGCAUGUCAACUGAGAACGCCACUAUCCUCUCCAACUGUGAGAGAUGGCCGCUGAUGGUGGACCCGCAGCUCCAGGGCAUCAAGUGGAUCAAGAACAAGUAUGGAGAGGAGCUACGAGUGAUCAGGAUCGGACAAAGAGGAUACCUGGACACCCUGGAGAGAGCUCUGGGAGGAGGAGACGUGGUGCUGAUUGAGAACUUAGAGGAGAGCGUGGACCCCGUCCUGGGACCUUUACUCGGCAGAGAAACCAUCAAAAAAGGAAGGUACAUUAAGAUCGGGGACAAGGAGUGCGAGUACAGCCCCAACUUCCGCCUGAUCCUGCACACAAAACUUGCCAACCCGCAUUACCAGCCUGAGAUGCAGGCGCAGUGCACCCUCAUCAACUUCACCGUCACCCGAGACGGACUGGAAGACCAGCUGCUGGCGGCGGUAGUGAGCAUGGAGCGGCCGGACCUGGAGGAGCUGAAGUCAAAUCUAACCAAGCAGCAGAACGGGUUCAAGAUCACCCUGAAGACCCUGGAAGACAAUCUGUUGUCUCGCCUCUCAUCCGCUUCUGGAAAUUUCCUCGGGGACAUAGAACUGGUGGAAAAUCUUGAAAUCACCAAGAAGACGGCGGCCGAAAUCGAAGAGAAGGUUCAAGAAGCCAAAGUGACAGAAGCAAAAAUCAAUGAAGCUCGUGAGCACUAUCGUCUCGCCGCCGCUCGCGCCUCCCUACUCUACUUCAUAAUGAACGACCUCAACAAGAUCCAUCCCAUGUACCAGUUCUCCCUGAAGGCGUUCAGCGUGGUUUUCCAGCAGGCCGUCCAGAAGGCUCCGGCUGACGAGGUCCUGAAGCAGCGGGUGAUGAACCUCAUCGACAGCAUCACGUUCUCCGUCUUCCAGUACACAACACGGGGUCUUUUCGAGUGCGACAAGCUGACGUAUAUCGCGCAGCUCGCCUUUCAGGUAAUCACCAUCGAUGCGCCAAAUCUGUUAAUUGUGGUAUCGGAUUCCAACAUUUUACCAGCGGUUUUCUUCUCUCCUGGGCUCCAGAUUCUGCUGAUGAACAAGGAGAUAAAUAUGGUUGAGUUAGACUUUCUUCUGAGGUACCCAGCCCAGCCCGGCCUGACAAGUCCCGUGGAUUUCCUCUCCAAUCAGUCCUGGGGUGGUAUCAAGGCUCUGUCAUCCAUGGACGAGUUCCGGAACUUGGAUCGAGACAUAGCAGGGUCUGCCAAGCGCUGGAAGAAGUUUGUAGAAUCUGAAUGUCCAGAGAAGGAAAAGUUCCCUCAAGAGUGGAAGAACAAGACCUCCCUGCAAAGACUGUGCAUGAUGAGGGCGCUACGCCCCGAUCGGAUGACGUACGCUGUCAGGGAUUUUGUGGAGGAAAAGUUGGGCAGUAAAUACGUUGUGGGGCGAUCACUUGACUUUGCAGCAUCUUAUGAGGAGUCUGGACCAAGCACUCCUAUGUUCUUCAUCUUAUCUCCUGGUGUAGACCCUCUGAAAGAUGUCGAGAAACAAGGGAGAAAACUUGGUUACACAUUUGACAAUCAGAACCUACAUAACGUGUCUCUGGGGCAGGGACAGGAGGUUGUAGCUGAGGAAGCGCUGGAUCUGGCCGCCCGGGAAGGACACUGGGUCAUCCUGCAGAAUAUUCAUCUGGUGGCCAAGUGGCUGAGCACGCUGGAGAAGAAGCUGGAGCACCACAGUGAAGGCAGCCACCCCAACUUCCGUGUUUUCAUCAGUGCCGAGCCCGCCGGGUCACCGGACGGCCACAUCAUUCCUCAGGGUAUCCUUGAGAACUCCAUCAAAAUCACCAACGAGCCUCCGACCGGCAUGCACGCCAACCUGCACAAAGCACUGGAUAACUUUAACCAGGACACUCUGGAGAUGUGCACACGUGAAACAGAGUUCAAGAGCAUCCUGUUCGCUCUCUGUUACUUCCACGCUGUGGUGGCUGAGAGGAGAAAGUUCGGACCUCAGGGUUGGAAUCGCUCCUAUCCCUUUAACACUGGAGACCUCACAAUAUCAGUCAACGUAUUGUACAAUUAUCUGGAAGCCAAUGCCAAGGUCCCCUAUGACGACCUGCGUUAUCUGUUUGGCGAGAUCAUGUACGGAGGUCACAUCACGGAUGACUGGGACCGGCGGCUCUGCAAGACGUAUCUAGAGGAGUUCAUAAAGCAUGAAAUGAUGGAAGGGGAGCUGUUCCUAGCCCCUGGAUUCCCACUUCCCGGAAACAUGGAUUACAAUGGUUACCAUCAGUAUAUUGACGAUGUCCUCCCGGCCGAGUCUCCGUAUCUGUACGGCCUGCACCCUAACGCAGAGAUCGGCUUCCUGACUCAGACAUCAGAGAAGUUGUUCCGCACUGUGCUGGAGAUGCAACCUCGGGACAGCAGCAUGGGCGAGGGUGGAGGAGUCACCCGGGAGGAGAAGGUCAAAGCCACUCUGGACGAGAUCCUCGAGAAACUCCCGGAGGAGUUCAACAUUGCAGAGCUGAUGGCAAAGGGGGAGGAGAGGACGCCGUACAUUGUGGUCGCCUUCCAGGAAUGCGAGCGGAUGAACAUGCUCACCAGUGAGAUCAAACGAUCCCUGAAGGAGCUCGACUUAGGACUGAAGGGUGAACUGACCAUGACUAGCGACAUGGAGAAUCUACAGAACGCCAUUUUCCUGGACAUGGUGCCCGAUUCAUGGACCAAAAGAGCCUACCCGUCCAUGGCUGGCCUGGCUGGCUGGUUUGUCGACCUCCUCAGCCGUAUCAAGGAGUUAGAGACCUGGACGGGAGACUUUGCGUUGCCUUCGGCUGUCUGGCUGGCUGGUUUCUUUAACCCCCAGUCUUUCCUGACAGCCAUCAUGCAGUCUAUGGCCAGGAAGAACGAGUGGCCGCUCGAUAAGAUGACCCUGCAGUGCGAUGUGACAAAGAAGAACAGAGAGGACUUCAGCAGUCCACCACGAGAAGGGGCUUAUGUCCAUGGGCUGUUCAUGGAGGGAGCUCGCUGGGACACACAGACCAGCAUCAUCACAGACGCACGACUCAAGGACUUGACGCCAGCCAUGCCGGUCAUCUUCAUCAAGGCCAUCCCUGUGGAUAAGCAAGACACUCGCAACGUCUACGCCUGCCCUGUGUAUAAGACCCGGCAGAGGGGACCAACAUACGUCUGGACAUUCAACCUUAAGACUAAAGAGAACCCCUCCAAAUGGGUCCUGGCUGGGGUGGCGCUCCUGUUGCAGAUUUAGAACUGUGCACUGGUUCUUCGUUCAGCGCGGACACUGUGCUGUUCUAGACACUUUUACGCUUUCAGUUGCACUAAGAGGAGACUCCGCACCUUGUGAUAAAACACUCAGAAAACCCAGUAUUACGCUGCACAUGCCCACACUAAGUUAUUGUGGAAGUCUGUUCUAAUAAAGAUUUCACUU
Molecule: messenger RNA, 13692 nt
Organism: Bufo bufo (common toad)
Lineage: Eukaryota; Metazoa; Chordata; Amphibia; Anura; Bufonidae
Gene: DNAH9
Product: dynein axonemal heavy chain 9
Exons: 67
Coding region: 40-13512 (4490 amino acids)
Biological process (GO): microtubule-based movement
Cellular component (GO): dynein complex
Molecular function (GO): dynein intermediate chain binding; minus-end-directed microtubule motor activity; ATP binding
Source: RefSeq, a predicted model, not a curated record